Molecule: messenger RNA, 556 nt
Organism: Ipomoea nil (Japanese morning glory)
Lineage: Eukaryota; Viridiplantae; Streptophyta; Magnoliopsida; Solanales; Convolvulaceae
Exons: 3
Coding region: 167-469 (100 amino acids)
Source: RefSeq, a predicted model, not a curated record
UAAUCUACUCGAUUUCCAUAAUAUCCCAGAUUUCCGAUAGGGUAAGAUCUAUUUUUCGAACAUCAUUAUUUACAAAAUUUCCAAAUUGUAAUUAAGCAAUUGCCUCGCCGUUUUCUUCUUCUCCAAACAAGCCCUAGAUCCCACCGCCUAGAUCCCACCAUUCCCCAUGGCCUCCACUCCAUCUCUGUCGCCUUCGCUGACUAUGCUACUCUCCCUUUCCUCUCGCCAUUUCCGGCGGCCAAGCCCUCUCCGUCGCCAGAUCGGGGGUUUGGUUCGUUGUCCCGGUGAAGAACGGGUGGUAAUCACCCGGGACUUCGGCGACCUUUGCUGGUUUUCUCGGCGAUCUUCCGGCAGUUGCAUAAUAAGAAGACCUUGUCCGAGGUUUUCGCCGAGUUUAUCAGGUCGCGGCGGUGAUUCCCGUACGAUUUUCUGGCCGAGCGACUUGUGGAUGAGCGCUGCUCAAAGUUGAAAAUUUAUCCAAUCUUGCAGAAGGUAUGCUCCUGCUUGUUUUGAAUCUGUAAAUUCUGCAUUCUGCUCUACCUCCUACACGCUCUAA